Messenger RNA from Cynocephalus volans (Philippine flying lemur), 3770 nucleotides. RefSeq names its product WW domain containing adaptor with coiled-coil (gene WAC). NCBI's taxonomy places the organism in Eukaryota, Metazoa, Chordata, Mammalia, Dermoptera, Cynocephalidae. Gene Ontology annotation, molecular function: chromatin binding; RNA polymerase II complex binding. The coding region runs from base 424 to 2388 and encodes 654 amino acids. The transcript has 14 exons. Gene Ontology annotation, biological process: regulation of autophagy; positive regulation of TORC1 signaling. The record is from RefSeq and is a predicted model, not a curated record. Gene Ontology annotation, cellular component: nucleus.
AGUUGGUGGAGCGGCAGCGGCGGCACCAGCGGCGGCGGCGGGAGGAGGAGGAGAACCAGGCAGCGGCGACGGCGGCGGGGGGAGGAGGGGAGGAGGCGGCGGAGCAGGAGGAGGAGAAGGCGGAGGAAGCAGUAGCUCUCCGCGAGGUUGAGCCGGACGCGUCUUCUUGCCCCCCUCCCCCCGGUUCGCGCUGCCGCCGUGUAGUUGGCGCCGCUGCCCCGGCUGAGAGUGAACGUGGUGUCGACGGAGGGACAUGGCCCGGGAGCGCCGGCGCCAGUAACGGGGAGGUGCUGAGAGUCACCGAGGGCGCGCCGGGCCCUGGUGCCGGGGCUACCGCCCGCCCGCCGCCGCCGCCUGCGCGCCCGCCCGCCUCUCGCGGCCGCUCUCCCCCCUCCCCGACACACACUCAUAGGCCGGGCAUUGAUGGUAAUGUAUGCGAGGAAACAGCAGAGACUCAGUGAUGGCUGUCACGACCGGAGGGGGGACUCGCAGCCUUACCAGGGGGGUGAUGUUUUACAGGCACUUAAGUAUUCAUCGAAGAGUCACCCCAGUAGCGGUGAUCACAGACAUGAAAAGAUGCGAGACGCCGCAGAUCCUUCACCACCAAAUAAAAUGUUGCGGAGAUCUGAUAGUCCUGAAAACAAAUAUAGUGACAGCACAGGUCACAGUAAGGCCAAAAAUGUGCAUACUCACAGAGUUAGAGAGAGGGAUGGUGGGACCAGUUACUCUCCACAAGAAAAUUCACACAACCACAGUGCUCUUCAUAGUUCAAAUUCACAUUCUUCUAAUCCAAGCAAUAAUCCAAGCAAAACUUCAGAAGCACCUUAUGAUUCUGCAGAUGACUGGUCUGAGCAUAUUAGCUCUUCUGGGAAAAAAUACUACUACAAUUGUCGAACAGAAGUUUCACAGUGGGAAAAACCAAAAGAGUGGCUUGAAAGAGAACAGAGACAAAAAGAAGCAAAUAAGAUGGCAAUUAAUAGCUUCCCAAAAGAUAGAGAUUACAGAAGAGAGGUGAUGCAAGCAACAGCUACUAGUGGGUUUGCCAGUGGAAUGGAAGACAAGCAUUCCAGUGAUGCCAGUAGUUUGCUCCCACAGAAUAUUUUGUCUCAAACAAGCAGACACAAUGACAGAGACUACAGACUGCCAAGAGCAGAGACUCACAGUAGUUCUACGCCAGUACAGCACCCCAUCAAACCAGUGGUUCAUCCAACUGCUACCCCAAGCACUGUUCCUUCUAGUCCAUUUACGCUACAGUCUGAUCACCAGCCAAAGAAAUCAUUUGAUGCUAAUGGAGCAUCUACUUUAUCAAAACUGCCUACACCCACAUCUUCUGUCCCUGCACAGAAAACAGAAAGAAAAGAAUCUACAUCAGGAGACAAAUCCGUAUCACAUUCUUGCACAACUCCUUCCACGUCUUCUGCCUCUGGAUUGAAUCCCACAUCUGCACCUCCAACAUCUGCUUCAGCAGUCCCUGUUUCUCCUGUUCCACAGUCACCAAUACCUCCGUUACUUCAGGACCCAAAUCUUCUUAGACAGUUGCUUCCUGCUUUGCAAGCUACGCUGCAGCUUAAUAAUUCUAAUGUGGACAUAUCCAAAAUAAAUGAAGUUCUUACAGCAGCUGUGACACAAGCCUCACUGCAGUCUAUAAUUCAUAAGUUUCUUACCGCUGGACCAUCUGCUUUCAACAUAACUUCUUUGAUUUCUCAAGCUGCUCAGCUCUCUACACAAGCCCAGCCAUCUAAUCAGUCUCCUAUGUCUUUAACGUCUGAUGCGUCAUCCCCAAGAUCUUAUGUGUCUCCAAGAAUAAGCACACCUCAAACUAACACAGUCCCUAUCAAACCUUUGAUUAGUACUCCUCCUGUUUCAUCACAGCCAAAGGUUAGUACUCCAGUAGUAGUUAAGCAAGGACCAGUGUCGCAGUCGGCCACACAACAGCCUGUAACUGCUGACAAGCAGCAAGGUCAUGAACCUGUUGUCUCUCCUCGAAGUCUUCAGCGCUCAAAUAGCCAGAGAAGUCCAUCACCUGGUCCAAAUCAUACUUCUAGUAGUAAUGCAUCAAAUGCAGCAGUUGUACCACAGAAUUCAUCUGCCCGACCUGCGUGUUCAUUAACGCCUACACUAGCAGCACACUUCAAUGAAAAUCUCAUAAAACAUGUUCAAGGAUGGCCGGCAGAUCAUGCAGAGAAGCAAGCAUCAAGAUUGCGUGAAGAAGCCCAUAACAUGGGAAGUGUUCACAUGUCAGAAAUUUGUACUGAAUUAAAAAAUUUAAGAUCUUUAGUCAGAGUAUGUGAAAUUCAAGCAACUUUGAGAGAACAAAGGAUAUUAUUUUUGAGACAACAAAUCAAGGAACUUGAAAAGCUAAAAAAUCAGAAUUCCUUCAUGGUGUGAAGAUGUGAAUAAUUGCACAUGAUUUUGAGUACAGAAACUGUAAAUCUAUUGCCCAAUCUUAACAUUUUUGAGCUGCAUUUAAGUAGACUUUGGACCGUUAAGCUGGGCAAAGGAAAUGACAAGGGGAUGGGGGUCUGUGAGAGUCAAUUCAGGGGAAAGAUACAAGAUUGAUUUGUAAAACCCUUGAAAUGUAGAUUUCUUGUAGAUGUAUUCUUCACGUUGUAAAUAUGUUUUGUAGAGUGAAGCCAUGGGAAGCCAUGUGUAACAGAACUUAGACAUCCAAAACUAAUCAACGCUGAGGUGGCUAAAUACCUAGCCUUUUACAUGUAAACCUGUCUGCAAAAUUAGCUUUUUUAAAAAAAUUUUGGGGGGUUAAUUUAUCAUUCAGAAAUCUUGCAUUUUCAAAAAUUCAGUGCAAGCGCCAGGCGAUCUGUGUCUAAAGAUAAGAAUUUGAACCAUAUGGGCAGUGUACAAAAAAUAUCAUGAAACAACUGUUUCCACACUUGCACCUGAUCAAGAGCAGUGCAUCUCCAUUUGUUUUGCAGAGAAAUGUUUUCCAUUUCCCAUGUGUUCCAUCCAUUUCCCUCUGAAAUCCUUGAUCUGAUUUGAUCCAUUUUUUUUUAAGGCUCCUCUUCUCCUUUCUUAAGGCACUGUUGCUAUGGCACUUUUCUAUAACCUUUUCAUUCCUGUGUACAGUAGCUUAAAAUUGCAGUGAUUGAGCAUAACCCACUUGUUUGUAUAAAUUAUUGAAAUCCAUUUGCACCCUGUAAGAAUGGACUUAAAAGUACUGCUGGGCAUGUGUGCUGAAAGUACAUUGAUUGCUCAACUAUAAGGAAAAGGCCCAAUGAACAUGGUUGUGGGAGGGGAAAGAGGAAACAAAGCUAGUCAGAUGUGAAUUGUAUCUGUUGUAAUAAACAUGUUAAAACAAACAAAAAUUGUUAUUCUUUUCCUUCGGUCAAUGCAUAUUAGAAUUUGAACUACCUGGGGAUUCUUUAUCAGAACUAUUCUUGUUGAAUAUUUAUACUUAAUUAAAAUUCCUUAAGGGAGGUUUUGUUUAAAACAUAUUAACAGGAAAUUGUGUAUAAGAUAUUUAAUGAAAUAUGGAAUUCAACAAGAAUGAUUAAGUCACUUCCCAAGUGGUUGUCAUUUGUUAAACCCUGGUUUACCUGUCUUGCUAUUACGACAUUUCAUUUUGAAGGAUGUUUGUGUUGUAGCUAACUGUUCAAGUCUGGUGCUGACUGCUGUUCUUAGCCAUCACAAAACGCUAAAUUUGUGUAAUUGGAGCUUCCUGCUGUUAUCUGGAAAUGGUGGGAAAGCUCAGCUUUGUAUAUUGUUUCCUAAAAUAUAUUAAAAUAAAAAAAGAAACUAUUGCUACUAUAAAA